AAGGAGAUCAGGGAGGAGGUGGGUGCGGUGGCCCAGGUGACAGCUAAGAGGGGCUGAGCUGGGACCCGGGUUUUAGAGGUGAGAGUGGAGGGAACUAAUCGAGUUGAGAAAUAUUUAGGAGGAACACUCUGUAGGUCCUGGGGUGUGAGUGGGAGGGGUCAGGACUCUGGCUGAGUUUCUGUCCUGGGUGACACUGGGUGGAGGAUGGUGAGGUCAGCCUUGGCCAUGCUAAGUCUGAGUCCCCCCAUGGCCGGGAGCCUGUGUGGGGGCUGGUGGUCCGGGGUCUGGGGCCCAGGAGAGGGGUCUGGGCUGGAGCCAGAGACUGGGGGUCAGGAGUGUAAUCCUGGCAGCUGGGGCCGUGGGCAGCAGAGGCUGUCUGGGAGAAUGUGGAGUGAUGGGCAGAGAGAACCCUAGACACCUGACAUCAAAGGCUGGGCGGAGCCGAGGGGCCUGCAGAGGGGAGGACAGAGGCAGCUCCUCCAGGAGGGAGGAGGUAAAAGGGGGCUUUACACAUAGAAGGAGGAGCUUGACCUCUGGGGAGCUGGGCCUGUUGGGCAGGAGCUGGGGUGCAGAAGGCCUCUCCCUGCCUUGGGUACAGCAGAUGCACAGACACCCUUCCACAUGGACGCAGUGAACCCAAGGAGCUCAGACACUCAGCGACCCUGCCCCCUCUGGAAUGCCCGCGGCUCUUCCCCCGCGCCCGCCCGCAUUCCUGCUCGGCACACGGCCUCCUCUGCCUGGCAGGCUUCCUGGGCACAGGCUCCCCCGCCCAGGGGAAUGAGGUGGUGACCACCACCGUCCCUUCCACCCUCACCCGCCCAAAGCCACCAGGGCUCAGCAUCCCCACCUCUGGUGGCCAACACCCCUGGGGGCCCUGGAAACCCACCUUCUGCCCCUGUGGGCCGAGAUCUGGAAUUCUGCCCCGGGAGCCUCACGGGCGCCUGGCACACAGUGGGCCCACUUCGUGUACCCGCCUCUGAACAGCAUUCUCUGUGUGUUCUGUCUCCUCCUCCCCACGGUCCCAUGAAGUAGGAGCUCUAAGUCCUCAUCUUACAGAGGCGAUGGAGACUUCAGAGAGGGGGUGUCAUCCCCCAGGGUCACCAGCGUCAGUGGGAGCCCAGCUUCUCCCCAAGCUGGGCUCAGGUGAUGGGUGACAGGGAGGUCAGACCUCUGAGGUCAGGGACCGGGAGGGGUGACCCUGGCUGUGGGCUGGGCUCUUUGCCGCCGUCCAUCCUGAUCCUCCCUUUGGGUCAUGCUGGGUGUGGGGGAGGCCAGUGCCUGGCAUUCCUGAGCCGGCUCCGAAGGAGGCUGCCGGGCCAGGCGGGGAGCUCUGCUCCCCAGCCCCGGUGCCCGCCCACCACUCUCGGCUGGUCUGGGGGAAAUGCAAUGGGGCUGCGGGCUCUGCAGACCUUCCUGGGGGGCUUGUGGCUCCUGGCAGGCCUGACAUGUCAGGAAGAUGUGGAUGAAUGCCUCUCAGAGCCCUGUCUUCAUGGUGGGACCUGUGAUGACACCGUGGCGGGCUACAUCUGCUGGUGCCUGGAGGCCUGGGGUGGGCAUGACUGUUCUGUGAAGCUCACUGGCUGCCAGGGCCACACUUGCCCACCGGUUGCUACCUGCAUCCCCACCUUCGAGUCUGGGGUCCACAGUUACACCUGCCGCUGCCCACCAGGUACCCAUGGACCUUUUUGUGGCCAGAAUACCACCUUCUCCCUGGUGGCUGGGACCCCUGUGCGGGCUUCGGUGCCUGCUGGUGGCCCCCUGGGUCUGGCACUGAGGUUUCGCACCACGCUACCCACUGGUGCCUUGGCCACUCGCACUGACACCCAGGACAGCUUGGAGCUCGCACUGGCAGGGGCCACGCUUCAGGCCACACUCUGGAGCCAUGGCAACCCUGUGCUCAUCCUGAGGCUGCUGGACCUGGCCCUAAAUGAUGGCCACUGGCACCGAGUGGAAGUGACGCUCCACCUGGGGGUCCUGGAGCUGCGCCUCUGGCACGAGAGCUGCCCUGCCCGCCUCUGUGUGGCCUCCAGUCCUGUGGCCCCGGCUCCCACAGCUUCUGUGGCUCCGACGCCUGUCUGGCUCUGCUCGGCCCAGCUGGGUGGCGCGGCCUUUGCAGGCUGUCUCCAGGACGUGCGCGUGGAUGGGCACCUCCUGCUCCCUGAGGAUCUCGGUGAGAAUGUCCUACUGGGCUGCGAGCGCCAUGACCCAUGUCAGCCUCUGCCUUGUGCCCACGGAGGGACCUGCGUGGACCUGUGGACUCACUUCCAUUGCGACUGCCCUCGGCCCUAUGGUGGUCCCACGUGCGCUGAUGAGGUUCCUGCUGCCACCUUUGGCUUGGGGGGCACCCUGAGCUCUGCCUCCUUCCUGCUCCACCAGCUCCCAGGCCCUAACCUCACUGUGUCCUUUCUCCUCCGCACCCGAGAGUCUGCUGGCCUGCUGCUCCAACUUGCCAACGACUCAGCCGCUAGCCUGACAGUGUUCCUGAGAGAGGGCCAGAUCUGGGCUGAGGUGCUGGGCAGUCCUGCUCUGGUGCUCCCCGGGCGCUGGGAUGAUGGGCUUCGCCACCUGGUGACACUCAGCUUUGGGCCUGACCAGCUGCCGGGCUUGGGGCAGCAGGUGCACGUAGCGGGGAGGCUCCCCCCAGCUGACACCCAGCCCUGGGGUGGGCCCUUCCGAGGCUGCAUCCAGGACCUGCGACUCAAUGGCCUUCACCUCCCCUUCUUUCCGCUGCCACUGGGGAACUCAAGCCAGCCCGACGAGCUGGGCAGCAGGCAGUCCUGGAACCUCACCAUGGGCUGCAUCUCCGAGGACAUGUGCAGUCCUGACCCCUGUCUCAAUGGUGGGACUUGCCUCGUCACCUGGAAUGACUUCCAUUGCACCUGCCCUGCCAACGUUACGGGGCCCACGUGUGCCCAGCAGCUGUGGUGUCCUGGUCAGCCCUGCCUCCCGCCUGCCACCUGCGAGGAGGUCCCUGAUGGCUUUGUCUGUGUGUCAGAGGCCACGUUCCGCGAGGGCCCCCCGGUCGCAUUCAGCGGGCACAACGCGUCGUCGGGGCGCUCGCUCAGCGGCCUCUCGCUCGCUUUCCGCACGCGCGACUCCGAGGCCGGGCUGCUGCGCGCCUCCGCGGGCGCCGCCACCGCCGCCGCCGUCUGGCUGGCCGUGCGCAACGGCUCGCUCGUGGCCGGUGUGCGCAGUGGCCGCGGCCUGCCCGGCGCCGUGCUCCCCGCGCCCGGGCCGCGCGUGGCCGACGGCGCCUGGCACCGCGUGCGCCUGGCCAUGGAGCGCCCGGCGGCCGCCGCGUCGCACUGGCUGCUCUGGCUGGACGGCGCGGCGACGCCCCUGGCGCUGCGCGGCCUGGCCGGGGACCUGGGCUUCCUGCGCGGCACGGCCGCCGCGCCCGUCCUGCUGGCCGAGAACUUCACCGGCUGCUUGGGCCGCGUGGCGCUCGGCGGCCUCCCGCUGCCCCUGGCGCGCCCCCGGCCCGGCGCGGCCCCCGGCUCCCGAGAGCACUUCUCCGCCUGGCCCGGGGCGCCCGGCCCGCGCCUUGGCUGCCGGGGCGCGCCCGUGUGUGUCCCCUCGCCCUGCCUGCACGGCGGCGCCUGCCGAGACCUCUUCGACGCCUUCGCCUGCGCCUGCGGCCCCGGCUGGGAGGGCCCGCGCUGCGCCGCCCGCGCCGACCCCUGCCGCUCGGCGCCCUGCGUCCCCGGCCGCUGCCACGCGCGCCCCGACGGCCGCUUCGAGUGCCGCUGCCCGCCGGGCCUCGCGGGCCCGCGCUGCAGGUCUCCUGUCCUGCCAGAGGAGUGCAGCCUGAACUCCACCUGCAUCAAGGGUGGCCCAUGUGAGGGAGGACCCAGGGGUGCCAACUGCAGCUGCCGGGAAGGCUUUCCUGGCCAGAGAUGUGAGAUGCCCUGUGAAGCCAACCCCUGCUUGAACGGGGGCACCUGCCGGGUCGCUGGGGGGCUGUAUGAAUGUAUCUGCAACGCGAGGUUCUCAGGCCGGUUCUGUGAAGUGCUGAAGGGCCUGCCGCUGCCACUGCCGUUCCCACUGCUGGAGGUGGCUGUGCCUGCAGCCUGCGCCUGCCUUCUUCUCCUCCUCCUGGGCCUCCUCUCAGGGAUCCUGGCAGCCAGAAAGCGCCGCCAGUCAGAGGGCACCUACAGCCCGAGCCAGCAGGAGGUGGCCGGGGCCCGGUUGGAAAUGGACAGUGUCCUCAAGGUGCCACCCGAGGAGAGACUCAUCUAGGCCUGCAGCUGCCGGCUCUGGCACCCAUGAGUCCUGGACGAUUUCUGCUGGGAGACCCAAGGAGGCCGCUUCCAGGAGUGGCGGGAGUGGCUCGCCCCUUCUCGGCCUUGGGGAGCUGCUGCAGGGCCCGGAACACUCCCUCGGGAAGCGUCCUCUUUGCCGGCAGCCCUGCCUCUGCCCCAUCAUGGACUGAGGAAAAGGGGGCGCUCAGGGAACCAGAGAGGGGCCGGCCAGUUCGUGGACUUCGUCAUUGGAUCUGCUUAGUCUUGCCUGCUGUGCAGGGGCAGGGCACAUGUGGGUGCACAGUGUUCAGGACUGUGUGUGCGUGUGUGUGUGUGUAUCUGGGGACCGUCAAUCUCCAGAUCCCAGUGAGAGUGUCCUGGAUGGGGCUUGUGAGUGUGUCUGGGUCUUUGCUGUGUGUUCAUGUGACUGUCUGAUGGCCGCUGGCGGUCCCAUGAGGGGAUCCCAUGGAGGGCUGGCCGUGGGGCCACGGGGACCACCUGGGGCAGGGGCAACCGCAGGUUACACGUUCUCCAGGAGGCCAGGCCAGGGCUUGCCUAAGGACCUAAGUCCCAGCUCCUGUAUCUUCUCCCACCUCGGAGGCUGCCCCUGCCCUGGAAGGAGUUGGAAAUCAUGGAGAGGCCAUUAGCCAGAGGCCCUGUGGGCUCCUGGCUCCAGAACAAAUGCUCCUCAGGCAGACCUGUCUCUGUUCUGUGCCGGAGCCAGGCACGUGCGGCACGCAGGCCACAUCCAGGGCAGACCCACAGGAAUAGGGGACGGGCCGCCCUGAGCUGCCCAGCUUGCUGGGGGGUGUCUGGGCUCUGUGUGGCCUUCCUCCCCGGGCUGUCAUCUCUAGAAUGGGAGAGCAGCCCCUGCCCACCUCAGGGUUGUUGUGAGGAGCAGCAGGGGUGACACCAGGAAAGAACUCUGUAAGCUGGGUCCACUGUGAAGGGCUGUCUGGGUCCUUUUAGAUGUUGGGAAGGGUUGUCUCCCUUGACGGAGUUGAAGGAAAGAGUGGGGGAAGGGGCCUCCCUGAGGGGCAGCAAGAAGCAGAGGGUGAGGAAGUGAAGGAGCAACCUGCCCUCCCCCACCCCCACCCUUCUGGUUCUGCGGCUCCACCAAAGCCAGCGAUCUCUCCUCCUCGAAGCCGCCUGGUGAGGCCACUCCCUCACUCUCUAGAUGGCUGUUGGGAGGAUGUGGGGAGAGGACUCCCCGGGAGCACUCUGCAGAGCAAGGUGCUCAGCGAACGGUGGCGCCGCCUCUUUGUGUAGGGGCUGGUGCUGCAGACAGGCACAGACGCAGGGGAAGAGUUUGCAGCUUUGCUUCCAGGCCCUUCCCUGGCAAUGCCAUCACACUGGGAUCUCUGAUCCUGGAGGGGCACCCGCCUGAGGGCCUGGCCUCUCAGCUUCACAGGGUCCCUUUGUUCCUGACCUGGAGAUUUACCCUUGGCUCCUUCCUGUUUCCCAGGCCAGCGCCUCCUCUGCCAAGGCCAGGAGACCCCUUUCCACUUUCAGGUUGCAGGUUGACUUACCCAGCUCCCCUCGGGGUCUCAGCCAGCUUCCAGAGUCAAACCAGGUGGAGCCCUGUGUCGAUGCGGAGGGAAGGGAGGGGUUGGGGGGCUGAGGCUGGGCUAGGAAGGGCCCUGAACACCAGGUUACAGGGCUUGCUUGGUCCUGACCCCGUAGGAGGUGGGGCCACCUUUCUUCAUGACUCCUGGGAAAGGGAAGGAAACAUCUGGUACCAACAGCUUAGCCACAGCUGGUGCCUUGGUUAGUUUGUCAGAAAUUUGGCAAAACUGUGUUCUUGCAGACUCCUAAGACAUUUUAUGUGGAACCCCAAAAUGCAAAAGCUGGGCUGCUCUUUUUUGGGGAGCCCUAUGUUGUCCUCUCCUGCUCCUAAGAGUUCUGGGCACCCGUCAUUUUCAAAGGCAGCCUGGGGAGGGGGAUAUGGCCAGAUGAUGGGCGGAUGGGGUGUGAGUGGGUGUGUUUAACGGCCCCCCUGGGUGCUCGGUCCAGAUCUCCCUUCCUGACACAAAUGUCAACAGAGGCGCAUGUUCCGAAGCUCUGCCCUUGCUAAUGAGAGAUCUAGGGGCCGGCUUUCUAGGUGUCUCCUUGAACUUGUUCCUUCCUGGAGCCUGGUGCCUUCACAUCACAGAGCCCUGCUGACCAGCCCAAGCCCUCAGGCCCUGCUUGUGAGGGGAAGGGGCUGAGCUGGGCUCAGCGGUCCGAACUGGAACAGGCUUGGGGGUGGGUCAGGGGUCAGAUCCUUCCCUGAUGGCUCCGAGCCCCUGCCUCCACCUCUACGGAAGGGGGUGUAAAGAUGGCUGAGCCCCCCUCCCCCAAGAGCUUCCUCAGGACAAGGAUGCCAGUCUUCUCCCCAAGAAGAUUUUAUUGAAUGCACACACAAAAUUUAUCCUUGGGUUUGCAAAUUCAAUCCAGCGAGUGAAGACAGCAGUGCUCAUGUGAACAUGGAGCGCCCACCACGAGCCCCCAGCACAGCCAGGGAGACCAAGGUGUGGGCGCCAUUUUCUUGGGGCCGCCUGGUACCUCUUGUCUCAUACUCUGCCCACCUGGUGGGCUGCCCCGUCCCUGAUGGGGCUCAGGGCUUCGCCCAGGAUGGGUGGUUCUGGAAUCUGUGCUGAAACCUGAGUAUCCUAGACUAGGUGCCCACAUGACCCAGGUGUGACAUGGCUCCCCCCAACCGCUGCCAUUCCCAGCAGCCAGAGACACUCUCACGAUUGAGAGGCUUGCCUGAGGGGCUGUGAUUGACUCAGGAAGGGGUAUGCCAGGCCAGCAGCUCAUCGCAUGCCGCGUCGGAGCAGACUUUGGGGCCAAGGCUCCAGGCCUCAGGGAACCACAGCGGGGGUGGCCUCCCAGCCCCUCAGACACUGAAAAAGCUCCCUGGGGUUCGGGGGCCUCCAGCAACCCCCUUGUCCCGUCAGACACCUGAGACUGUGUGUCUGACCACUCACAAAUAGGAAAUGAGAAACCAGGUCAAAAUGCUCACAAUUUCCUGCAUGUCUCAGAUGGUUGUUUUCUUAAAUGGUUGGGCCAUUUUUUAACUUGGUUUAUUCAAACUAGUCAAUUUCAAGAUUCAUCAAACCAAUAAAGUAAAGAAAAAGAAAGAUAAAAGAAACAAU
This is a messenger RNA of Equus caballus (horse), 7378 nucleotides long. NCBI's taxonomy places the organism in Eukaryota, Metazoa, Chordata, Mammalia, Perissodactyla, Equidae. The record is from RefSeq and is a predicted model, not a curated record.